Messenger RNA from Neurospora tetraspora, 3559 nucleotides. RefSeq names its product P-loop containing nucleoside triphosphate hydrolase protein. Bases 328 to 3288 code for a protein of 986 amino acids. Gene Ontology annotation, cellular component: microtubule; cytoplasm; membrane. Gene Ontology annotation, molecular function: GTP binding; microtubule binding; GTPase activity. The transcript has 4 exons. NCBI's taxonomy places the organism in Eukaryota, Fungi, Ascomycota, Sordariomycetes, Sordariales, Sordariaceae. The record is from RefSeq and is a predicted model, not a curated record.
ACUGCUGCCUCUUUUCUUUUUUCUCCCAUCUACCCCUCCAUCUUGUCUGGUCGUGGAAAAUAUUUCCAGGCACUUACAUCUUCUCUCACCAUAUACCCAACCCACAUCUUCACCAUCUUUCAUCAACACACUCUUCUAUCCAGAGCUUCACUCAUACCCGUCUGGAUACCCUCAUAUCUCGUCACUGUAAUCGUCACUCCAUUGUUGUCACCAACAGAUAAUCAUCACGAACUGGGUUCGUCGGUGGUGUAAUCGGCCUCAGCUGGAUCUGAGGUUUUCAUGAUUCCUUGCUGAAUCGCAAUUCACAGGGUGAGUCCGGUGUUUAUCAUGACUCAGACGAAUAUGCGCCGCGCAAAUCAGCACGCCCGCAUCAAGCGAGAACCCGGUUUCCAGCCGCCCAUGACGAAUUCGCGUCACGCUAGAGUUGACGACGACGAUAACAUGACGGUGGACUUUGCACCAUCAGAAGUUGAGAGACGCAUGCAGCGGUCAGAUGCCCCUAGCGUGGACACCAGACUUGCGCCUGGCGCGUCAGUCAUUGGCGACAUGGAGGUCGACGGUGAAGACCAGGAUGAUGAAUGCAUGCUGAUGGAAGUGAAGACCAAGGCCGAAGUCGUGGAGCAGGACCUUCCUACACCCAGGAGCUUCGUCAACAUGGAUCGGUCUUUUAUCGGCCCCGGCCAAGCCCUCAAGGACUUUGGCCAAGAACUCAAGGAUAUCAACGAUGCCUUGGGCGAGCUUCAGGCGCGAGGAAUUCAGCACGUUGUCAGCCUGCCAGAGCUUGUCCUUGUCGGCGAUCAAUCCUCCGGAAAGUCGAGUUUGAUGUCGGCCAUUGCUGGCCUCAGUCUUCCAAGGAGCAGUGGGACUUGCACCAGAUGCCCUAUCCAUAUUCUCAUUUCUCGCGCCGAUGAGUGGUCUUGCCGAGUGUUUCUCAAGGAGGACUACGCAUUUGUGCCUCGCAACCACCCUAUCACCCUUCAAGAUGUUACCGACCGGGACAGGUUUCCUCCCUGGGUGAAGCUUGAUCCCAGUCGCCAGACUCGGAAGGAAUUCAAGACGGUUCGGGACCGCUUCGAUGCCGAGGAAAUUGAGACCCUUCUCCGCUGCGCACAGGUUGCCAUCCUCAACCCAUCCACACCUUACCGCUUUUUUGUUCCUCGUCUCAAGAACGAGAGUGGACAAUCUGACGCCGCUCGCCGCGAGCAUUUGGAUCGGAUCAAGGAGAAGGAGGCCCAUGGAGAGGCACAGUUUUCGCCCAACACAGUUGCCCUCGAGGUGAAGGGCCCAGACCUGGCUGACCUCAACUUUUACGACCUUCCCGGCGUCUUCAUCACUGCCAAGCGCCCUGAGGACAGGUUCCUGGAGCGGGUUGUUCGCAACCUUACGUGCGAAUACAUUUCCCGCCAAAAUGCCAUCAUCCUUUGGGCUGUGCCCAUGAAUCAGGAUACUGAGAACAGCUUCGCCUUCAAGCUGAUUCAAGAGAUGAACGCAGAGGAUCGCUGCGUUGGCGUCAUGACCAAGGCGGAUCUUCUGCCUAGGGAGAUGAACGGCUUCUCCUCUUGGCUCUCGAUGCUGAACGAGCAAGCUCAUCGCACAGGCUUGGGAUACUUCAUUACUUCUCGCCAAGGUAGUGACUUGGACGAGCAGAAUAAAUUCGAAGAGGCCUUCUUCAAUAGGACUGCGGACUCAGCGACUAUGGGCCAAUGGCCUGAGAUUUUCGAGAAGUACCGUGAUAGGUGUGGUAUCGAGAAGUUGAAGGAGUUCUUGUCUAUCACUCUUGGCCGGGAAUUUUCUAAGGUUCUCCCCGAGGUCAAGCAAAAGGUUUACAACCGCCUGCUUAGGAUUGAGGAGCAGCUCGAAAAGUUCCCCAACCCGCCGCCGAAUCCUGAGAUGGAAAUUAUGCGUAGUCUGGCGGAAUUCGCAACAAACGUCAAAACCCGCGUGCUCCAGCAAGAAUUCAUGAGUCAAUGGGAUUGCCUCUUUGCUGAACCCUUCAAGAAGCGGAUCCUUGGCAGCAAACCGAAAUUCAACGUCAAAGAGCCGGACGUGAUUACCAUUGACGACAACAGCCCGAUGGCCACUCCCGCUCCGUUGGGACAAACUCCCAGAAAGAGGUCUCUAGCUCAAGACAUCAACAUGACUCCUUCUAAGCGCCGUGGCCAAAUCAAGGCCGAGGAUAGCGACCGCAUGAUCAUGUCGCCGUCGACUUCUGCCACCAUGCGGGGUACACCAGGCCCUGGAAACUUCCCCUUCUCUCCCGGACCUGGCGGUGGACCCCCUCCUCGCUCCAAAAACCUGAUGGAGCUUCGCACCAUCAUUAGACGGAGCGCCAUACCCGGCCAGCCCGGGCUUGUGUCGGCCUCCGUCUACGAACCGCUUUACACCGAGGUGGCCAGAACCUGGGGUCCUCACCUCGAGAACUUUGUCAAUCAGACUAUUCAGUUCCUGCAGAACGAGGUCAUGAAAAUCCUGGAUAACGCCUUCUCCAACCUGAAGAACCGUGCCGUUUACCGCGAGUCCGUGGAACAUAUGAAGUCCUUCAUGGAGAAGCACAAGGAGGAAGUCCGCAACCAGCUCAACCUCAUCUACAACCUUGAGACCCAGCGAAUUUUCACGAAGGACGAAGAGGCCCUCCAGCGCAACAAGACAGCCGAGAAACGCAUCCUCGAGCGCCAUAGGCACUUCCUCCGGAUGGCCGCCCGAACCGGCGAAUCCCCAGCAAUCCGUAAGAUGGAGGAGCUGACGGAGGAGGAGCUGGCACAGGAACAGGCCAAAAUGGCCAAAGAGCUCAAGCUCAUCGGUCCGGACCCCUACGACCAAGAAAUUACCGUCGCCGCCUACGUGCGCGGCUACUAUUUGACGGCGGCCAGCCGGUUUAUCGACAUCGUUGCUAUCCACAUCAUGUCCGGCCUCCUGCCCCGCGUCGCCUCCGUAAUCGACACCUACCUGCACGAGAAAUUGGGCUUAUACAGCCGCACUUCUGGUACGGGACCGGAGAUCUUUAUGAGACUGAUAAGCGAGGGUCCUGAGACGGAAAGAAAGCGUAAAGAGCUUAAGGUGGAGAAGGAGAGGCUCGAUCAGGCGAUGGAGAUCAUUGUCAAUCUGGAGAAUAAGGAGCAGAUGGCUACGGCCACGGCGGCUAAUUCGCAGGCGACGCAGGUGGCCGCGAUGAUGAUGAGCCAGCAGGGUCAGAGACCGGAGUUGAGUAUUAGGACGAAUGCGAAUGGAGGGGUGGCGACGCCGGUUAGUGAGAGGGCGCCGACGCCUAUUGGGACUUAUGAGGCUUGAGAUGGAAGUCUGAAGUCUGUGGGAAUUGAUUUAUUUGAUGGAUGAACCGAUGGAAAAAGGGUGUUUGUAUGGAUUGAAAGGAUUUCAUCUUGUUGGAGUUUGGGGGGCGGAAUAUCCCUUGCUAUAUGCCUGUUGCUUUGUACGAGUUUUGCUUUGUGGUUUCAAGACCGGUGUGUUACAAAAGGGUCUAUAUCAAGAGACAAGAGAAAGAGAGGAAUGUGUGUCCAAGUGGGUAACCGUGGGUGUGUAGACUGUGGUUGAGGCAGUCUGU